GUCCCACCACAGGCCCUAAACUCCUUUCAACUCUUUCCAGUAAUCUCCUUCACCAUGUCCACCACCACCGCCACUCCAUCAGAAAUCCUCCGCCACACUACCGCCUUCCUCUCCGAACUCCUCUCCCAACCGGACCUUCGCCACCGCCUCCUCUCCACCCUCCGCAACAAAAUCUCUCACUCUAAUCGAAUCUCGUCGAAAUCCCUAAACCUCGCCGCCGAGACUCUAGAGAACGCAAUCUCCACCUCCGAUCCCUACGCCCAAUCCUCGUCUCUCUAUCUCGCCGAGAAACUUCUCCUCUCCUACCCCCAUAGCUCCUUCUCCUCAAUCCUCCUCUCCCUCAUUUACUCUCUAUGUAAUCAACCAACCAACGCCUCCCUCAGCCUCCUCCGAAUCUUCUCUCUAGAACCUUUAUUGGCUCGAUCAGACAUUGCACCGAUCCUCUUUGAGGAACUAUUUCUAGUCCAUCUUCUCCCUGUUCUUCAAUGGUUUAACGAACAGAAGUCGAGAAUUAUGUCGUCUUUAAUGACUAAUUCGGGAUACGAGAGUGAUGAGAAUUCGAUUUAUGAGGUUUCGGUGGUGUUACCGAGCAAUAAGUUGUUGUCUCACAUGAGUGGGGAUCAAGCAUUUGAGUUGAAGGAGCUUGAGAGCAGUUAUGAGGAGGUUCUUGAUGAGAAUUGCAGGGUUUUCGCUAACUACUUCAAAGAGGUUUUGGAAAAUAGUGAUGCAAAUAAGUCUAUUAGUCCGCCGUCUGUGAUUUUGAAGGAAGUUGGAGAUGGUGAGCAUAGUAAAGAUGAGAAGAUCAAACUGGAAGAACUUGGAUUCAAGAACGGACGGUAUAAUCCAAUAUGGACUGAAAAGGAAAGGUCAGUUGAACUCCGCAGCACCAGUGGCAGCAGCAAAUUUAAGUCACCACCAUUUUAUCCUGAAAGAAUCUCUCCAGAACUCCUGAAAAACCAGAAUUAUAGGGUAUUAAAAACAUCACCAAAUUUGUACUCUGAUUCUGAAGUUGGCUCAUCCUUGGACGACAAUUCAGCAGAUUACUUAUCGAUGGAAUUUGAACCUGAAACUCAGGAAAACAACAGAAGAAUGACAUUGUUCCAGCCUAGACAAACUGGAAUCCAAAAGCUAAAGCAGCUGGUUUUCGAAGAAUCCAGUUUCUCUCCAGGCCUCCUGAUGGCAGAUACGGAUAAUCCACCUGGCAGUGGAAAACAUACACCUCCCAAGGACUUUGUAUGCCCCAUUACUACUCAUCUAUUCGAUGAUCCGGUGACUCUUGAGACAGGCCAAACAUAUGAACGCAAAGCAAUCCAAGAAUGGCUUGAUAGGGGAAACUCAACAUGCCCAAUUACACGCCAGAGUCUGCGUAGCAUCCAGUUGCCUAAAACCAACUAUGUUCUCAAAAGGCUUAUUGCAACCUGGCAAGAACAGAACUCAGAUGCAGUCUCAAACCAAUUCGAAAAUCUGCGCCUUGAGCCUGAGCCAGCUGUCAAAUCUACCAUGCCCAUAAAUACUUCUCCAAUCAGUGUCAUAAGCCAAGCCGCCAUGGAAGGGACACUUGGUGAGCUACGACAUGCCAUUACCGGUCUUUGUAUGUCAGAAAUUUUAAAGGAAUCUGAAAUGGCCGUUCUUAGGAUUGAACAAUUUUGGCGGCAAGCGAACAUGGAACUGGAUAUCCAGAUUAUGCUCUCAAAACCGCCAGUGAUCAAUGGGUUUGUCGAAAUCCUUUUCAAUUCUGAGGAUCCGCAGGUUCUUAAAGCAACUACGUUUCUCUUGUGUGAGCUGGGAUCAAGAGACAAGACUGUGAUCCAGACCCUUACUCGAGUUGAUUCUGAUGUGGAAUGUAUUAUGGCUCUUUUCAAAAAGGGGUUAUGGGAGGCAGUUGUUUUGAUAUAUUUUUUAAGACCUUCCACCAUGAGCCUAGUAGAGAUGGAUUUGGUAGAGUCUCUGUUAAUGGUUCUUAAGAAGAAAGAAGAAGAUUUGGUUACCAUGUGCUUCAAGCCAAAAACAGCUUCAAUACUUCUCCUGUGGCAGAUUCUUGGUGGCAGUGAAGAGAACACUGCAUCUUCAAUUGCAAAAUCCAUUAUUUCUACAAAAAUGGUUGAUGGCAUUGUUGGCAGAUUGGAAGCCAGGGAGAUAGAGGAGAGGGCCGCAGCUGUUGGAAUCUUAUUGAAAUGCAUGAUGGAGAAUGGGAAAUGCAGAAACGCCAUUGCUGAUAAAGCUGAAUUGGCUCCUGUUUUGGAAAGCUUUUUAGGUGCAACUGAUAAAGAAAGAUUUGAGAUUGUUCAUUUUCUGUCUGAGUUAGUGAAACUGAACAGGAGAACAUUCAAUGAGCAAAUUCUCCAUAUCAUUAAGGAUGAAGGUGCUUUCAGUACAAUGCAUACCCUCCUCAAUUAUUUACAGAUUGCUACCCAAGAUCAGCGCCCUGUUGUUGCUGGUCUCCUACUUCAGCUUGAUCUACUGGCUGAGCCAAGAAAGAUGAGUAUAUAUCGUGAAGAGGCCAUAGAUACUCUUAUUUCAUGCCUCAGAAAUUCCAAUUUUCCUGCUGCUCAAAUAACAGCUGCAGAGACAAUUGCCUCACUGCAAGGACGGUUCACUGCCUCAGGAAAGUCCCUUACCAGGGCCACUCUUCUAAAACGUGCAGGGCUUCCAAAAAGUUACAGAAGUCUUAUGCAAGCGGAGCAGCUUAGCAACAUUUCUGGAGAAAUAGAAGAAACUUUGGAGGAAGAGAAGGCAGCUAGUGAUUGGGAAAGAAGAAUGGCAUUUGUUUUAGCAAGUCAUGAUUUUGGGCUGUUAUUUGAGUCCUUAGCAGAAGGCUUAAAGAGCAGAUAUGCCGAGUUAUGCUCAGCAAGUUUUAUUUCAGCAACAUGGCUUGUACAUAUGCUUGGUGUUCUUCCAGACACAGGAAUCCGAGGAGCAGCCAGAGUCUGCUUGCUGAAGCGAUUUGUAUCAAUAUUGAAGUCUGCAAAGGACAUUGAAGACAAAGCCCUCUCUUUGCUUGCUAUUAACAGCUUCAUGAACGACCCUGAUGGACUGCGUGAUUUAACUCCACAGAUGAAGGAUAUUAAGAAAGUUAUGAAAGAGAUUAGGAAAUCCAUUCCCUUGGCAGUUAAAGUUCUGAAAGUUCUCUCUGAGGGGAAUGAUUCUAAUGUCGACAUGUGGAAUCACAAAGAAUUAGUUCAAGUAGACUGCAGCAGGAAUGGAGAAGUGCUAUCGAUAGUUUGCUUUGGAGACAUGAUAUUUUCUGGCCAUUCAGAUGGAAGUAUAAAGGUCUGGACUGGUAGAGGUAGCAUUCUUCAUCUUACCCAAGAAACUCGAGAACAUCACAAAGCUGUCACUAGCUUGGUAAUUUUACAGGAAAGGUUGUAUAGUGGUUCACUUGAUAAAACUGCAAGGGUCUGGUCCAUCAGCAGUGAAAUCAUCCAUUGUGUUCAGGUGCAUGACGUGAAGGAUCAGGUUCAUAAUUUAUUGGUUGCCAAUACCAUGUCAUGCUUCAUUCCACAGGGAGCUGGUGUCAAGGUUCACUCAUGGAAUGGAGAGUCCAAAACUUUGAAUCCGAACAAAUAUGUGAAGUGCAUGGCUCUCGUACAGGGAAAAUUAUACUGUGGAUGCCACGACAGUAGUAUUCAGGAAAUUGAUUUGGCAACAGGGACAUUCAGUAGCAUUCAGAGUGGUUCCAGAAAAUUACUGGGAAAAAAUAACCCUAUUCAUUCGCUUCAAGUUCAUAGUGGACUGAUAUAUGCAGCCAGCUCUGGCUUAGAUGGAGCAGCAGUAAAGAUAUGGGGUGCUUCAAAUUAUGGUCAUGUUGGUUCGUUGUCAACUUCAAUGGAAGUGAGAGAAAUGGCCAUAAGCUCAGAGCUGAUUUAUUUGGGAUGCAAGAAUGGAGCAGUAGAAAUCUGGGAUAGAUUGAAGCAGACUAGAGUAGAAACACUGCAAAAUGGCACAAAUGGUCGGAUUCUUUGUAUGGCUCUUGAUGAAAAUGAAGAAUUUUUGGUUACUGGAACAUCUGAUGGUCGGAUUCUGGCAUGGGGACUGUUCUAGCAAAGAUGACACUGUAAAUGAUGAUGAAUUUUGAGAAAUUAUUUGCCAAAAUUCUAUUGCACACCCAUCAAAUAACCUUCUAUGUGGAGGAGCCAUCACUGAAGAAUGUAUAUAGGUCAGAACUCAAGUAUUGAUUGCUGUACUUUCAUAUACAUCCACCUGAAUUGUAAUGUCAACUUAUAGUUUGUACAUAAACGUCUUCAUGAAUUGUGUGCUACUGGAAUCACUAGAAAUAGAAAGGAGAGCAAGUGUACAAAUA
Molecule: messenger RNA, 4300 nt
Organism: Tripterygium wilfordii
Lineage: Eukaryota; Viridiplantae; Streptophyta; Magnoliopsida; Celastrales; Celastraceae
Product: putative E3 ubiquitin-protein ligase LIN
Exons: 15
Coding region: 55-4041 (1328 amino acids)
Biological process (GO): protein ubiquitination
Molecular function (GO): ubiquitin-protein transferase activity; protein binding
Source: RefSeq, a predicted model, not a curated record